Ixodes scapularis (black-legged tick) is the source of this 840-nucleotide messenger RNA. Its product is annotated as elongation of very long chain fatty acids protein AAEL008004-like. Bases 1 to 840 code for a protein of 279 amino acids. The transcript has a single exon. Gene Ontology annotation, biological process: fatty acid elongation, polyunsaturated fatty acid; sphingolipid biosynthetic process; fatty acid elongation, monounsaturated fatty acid. Gene Ontology annotation, molecular function: fatty acid elongase activity. NCBI's taxonomy places the organism in Eukaryota, Metazoa, Arthropoda, Arachnida, Ixodida, Ixodidae. The record is from RefSeq and is a predicted model, not a curated record. Gene Ontology annotation, cellular component: endoplasmic reticulum membrane.
AUGGCUGUUUCGUUGCGCAUCGACUUCUUGGAGCAGCUCCGGCUGUGGCUCUACUCCAGGGCCGACCCGCGCACGCGGGACUGGUACCCCGUUGGGGACCCAGUGUUCAUCACGGGCAUAGUGUCCAGCUACCUUCUCUUCAUCUACGUAUUCGGACCGCAGCUGAUGGCGUCGCGCAAGCCUUUGCCCAUCAAGACCCUCAUCAACGCCUACAACGUGUUUAUGGUAGUGUCCAACGCCUUCUUCGCGUACCAGUUCUUCGCCAACUCUUACCUGUACGGCGGCUACCAUCCGCUCUGCCAGGGCAUGUCGUACUCGACGGACAAGCACUCGCUCAACAUUAUGUACUUCGGCUACUUCUACCUAUUCGUGCGGAUUGCCGACUUCCUGGACACCGUCUUCUUUGUGCUCCGCAAGAAGUAUGACCACAUCACGCGCCAGCACGUCUGGCAUCACACUCUGGUCGUCGUCAACGGAUGGCUCUUCCUGACCCUCGGUUGCGACGGGCAGACGCUGUUCGGCGUCACCAUAAAUUGCUUGAUCCACAUGAUCAUGUAUACGUAUUACUUCUUGGCGGCCUGCGGCCCCGAGUACAAGAAGUACAUCUGGUGGAAAAAGUAUCUGACCACGGCACAGAUCGUGCAACACGUGCUCAUCAUCGGGCACGGGUUCAUAACACUGUUCUACGACUGCGGCUACCCGAGGUAUCUGUUUCUGGUGGCCAUGCCACAAGGCAUGUUAGGCCUGGCGCUCUUCAUCAAUUUCUACUUCUUCGAGUACAAGAAGAAGACCCUCGCCGAGGCACUCACAGAUAACGCGAGCAGGCUCAAGAGGGACUAA